Molecule: messenger RNA, 336 nt
Organism: Arachis duranensis
Lineage: Eukaryota; Viridiplantae; Streptophyta; Magnoliopsida; Fabales; Fabaceae
Exons: 2
Coding region: 1-219 (72 amino acids)
Source: RefSeq, a predicted model, not a curated record
AUGCAGUUAAUGCUAAACCACGGUGUUCCUGUGUGUCUUUCAGGGAUAAUUCACCCCUCCCUCUUUCCCAGUAGGAUGGAGGAUCAUGAACGCAGGAGGAAGGCCAUGAAGAGGAUGCAAACAUCACUAGUGUUGAGAGAGGAACAUGUGCAUGCAAAUCAAGAUUUUGUGAAUGUCAAAGGUGGUGAUGAUGACAAGUCUCACAUCGGUCAGAUUUAACUGCAAAAGCUGCUUCAUUAGGUUCUGCCUCCUCCGAUGUUCCGUUUCUAAUUUUGUUAUUAUACUCUAUUGAUCGUUAAUCUAGUGUUAUUACACCUUCACGUUUGACAACAUUUU